Plenodomus lingam JN3 is the source of this 1374-nucleotide messenger RNA. RefSeq lists its product as uncharacterized. The record is from RefSeq and is a predicted model, not a curated record. NCBI's taxonomy places the organism in Eukaryota, Fungi, Ascomycota, Dothideomycetes, Pleosporales, Leptosphaeriaceae. Gene Ontology annotation, cellular component: endoplasmic reticulum membrane. Gene Ontology annotation, molecular function: coenzyme A diphosphatase activity. Gene Ontology annotation, biological process: lipid droplet organization; phospholipid biosynthetic process; lipid storage.
AUGACCACGACCACGACCAUCCAUUCGUUUCCAGUUGCUAUCUCAGCAAAGUAUCUCUGUAUUUGUUGGUAUCCAAAUCUUGUCCUGGGAGGUUGUGGUGUUCUCCUGUGGGUAGUAGACUCAAAGCGGGCUAGCGAGAUCUGUCAGCCACAGUGUGGCGCAAAUACCACGAUCGCAAAACACGACACGACGUCAUUGCCCGUUGUGUCAUCUACCUCGUUCCAUUACACCCACAGCAGCAUCCAUUGUCCACGAGUGAAGUUUCCCAAGGAAACCCAAGACAUCUCAACUCCUUCUCUGUCGCCUCUGGGAACCUACGCCCCUCUCUGUGUCUCAGUCGCGUUGUCAUCUCGCUCUGCCAGUAUAAUUCCAAGGAUACAUCCUAUGGUGGAGGUCACGAUGACUACGCGGCGCAAAAUCGAUUCCUCCGACGACACCACCGUGCCCCUUUCAACCAGCAUGCCCGCCGUCACGCCUGCCGCUUCGGCGCGUCGCUCGCCUUUCUUACCCACCCGCCUCGAAGCCCUCCUCAUUGCCAUCUACCCUGCCACCCUCCUUCUCGGCAGUAUAUUCAGCAUCGUCUCCCCAGCUGCGCGCGCCGCCCCCUACUCCGCCGACUCGCAAUCACACCUACCCGAGUUUGCGCCCAGCUACUUUGCGCAAAAGAAGAACGUCUUCAAUGUCUACUUUGUCAAAGUAGGAUGGUUCUGGACAACGGUCGCAUUUGCAAUGUUUGUCACUCUUCAUCCUAGCUUUGGGCGUGGCUUCAGCAAGAGACGUGUCCAGGCGGUGCUGAGAUAUGCGGCCGUGACGACGUGGUGGACGUUUUUGACACAGUGGUUCUUUGGGCCACCACUUAUCGACCGCGGCUUCCGGUUUACGGGCGGCAUGUGCGAGCUCAUUCGUGAUCCCGAUGCGAGGGCGGACAUGUCAGAUGCGAAGGAGUUCAUCACAGCCGCCACGUGCAAGGCUGUGGGUGGAACGUGGAAGGGCGGCCAUGACAUCUCCGGACACGUUUUCCUCCUUAUCCUCGGCUCGGCGCUGCUUUGGCUCGAGUUUCUGCCGGCAUUAACGCGCAUGGAGGGUCUGCGAGAUGGCCGCCUCAUCACGCUUGCAGAUGGCAAGGUGGCCAGUGUGAUUGUGGAGAAGGAGCGGGUCAAGGAGGAGGGAGAUGCUACGACAAAGGGUGUCAAGUUUGCUCUGGGUGUUGCUGGCCUCAUGUGGUGGAUGUUGCUCAUGACGGCCGCCUACUUCCAUACCUGGUUCGAGAAGUUUACGGGCCUGCUUGUGGCUUUUGCGGGGCUUUGGACUGUCUACUUUCUUCCCCGCGGUGUUCCGCAGAUUAGAACUUGGUUGGGAAUGCCUGGCGUAUAG